AUGACGCCGCUGCAGAAACACGCGGACUUCUUCGACCGGAACAAGGACGGCCUCAUCUACCCUUCGGAGACCUAUCAAGGUUCUCCCUCUUCAUCAUCAUUGUCGUCUUCUUCUUCGUGAGCGAACCCUUCGUGUCUGAUUUAGUCGGGGGCUUCCGCGGGUCUACCAUUUCCUGUUGGGCCAAGUACCCAUUCAUCAUCAUUCUGUUACUUAAACAAAAUGAUCGAAAUGAGAUUACGGUGGUGCAGGGCUCCGCGCAAUCGGGUGUGGAAUUGCCUUGUCUACUGCUGCCGCCGUAUUCAUCAAUGGCUUCCUCGGCCCGUUAACUCAACCAGUACAGCGUCCCCUUCCCCUCACUUCGAUGGUCUCCGUCUGUCUCUGUUUCUGAAAGUUGAAAAUCUGUACGUAGGGGAAGCUGGCAUCUCCUCUCGUUCCCAUCUACGUGAGCAACAUCCACAAAGGUAUACACGGGAGUGACACAGGUGCCUACGACGCGGAGGGAAGGUGUGGAUGACAGAAAUUUAUCUUAUCAAUAGUACGCGAAUUAAUUUAUCAUCUCUGAGAGCAUCUUUUCCCUUUGUUUCAACACUAUAUUAGCGUUGGUAUCGUUAUAUCUUUUAAAGGAAUGGGGGACCGACCAUUAGUUCAUGAAAAGAGGACUUGGUACAGGCAUUUGAAUUGAAGUGAUUCCUUUGUAGGGAACUAAAGAUAUGGUUUAACGUUAUACUCGAAGACACUAUUCAGAAACUCCCUCAGUUUAGUUUUAUUAGGCCCAGAACCUCCGGAUCAUGAUUUCUUUUCAUGCUUUCUUAUAUUUUAAGGGUUCAUUUAAUCGUGCUAAUAAUAUGAACAGCCAAUAACAUUCUUUAUGCAUACAAAUACUCAUACAUUUCUCUUUACAUUGAUCUACUUUUUUCAGAUUAACGUGUUUAUGGCGACAUCUAGCGUUAUUUAAAUGAAUAAUCCUCACUACUGAGACAACUUCGGUUUUUAGGUUUGUACCGGAAAAGUUUGAGGCCAUCUUUGAGAAGCAUGCAAGAACUAACCAAACCGUUCUCACUUCAGAAGAGUUGAUGGACAUGCUGGAGGCUAACAGAAUUCCAGAUGAUAAUGCUGGACGGUACAGUUGCCAUUUAUUUCUCAAUAAUGAAUUCACUGGGUGGAAUCUAAAAAGCUUCAGAUUAGAUGUGAUGUAUACAUAAUCUAGAUGUGUAGUAUAAGAACGCCACCUGUUGUCACUUGGUUUGGAAUUGAGUGGUAUGAUAAUUUUAUAAUUGUUUUUGAAGUACUUUUCAAAUCAUAUAACUUGAGAAGUUCUCUAAUUGUGUUGAAUUUGAAAUUUUUGUAGGAUUGCAUCUUCAGUGGAGUGGAGGAUGUUGUAUCAUGUUUGCAAGGACAAGGAUGGAUUAUUGUCCAAGGAGGAUGUGAGGGGGGUUUAUGAUGGAAGUCUAUUCUAUAGGUUGGAGAAUAAGAAGGCUUCUCAUUUGUGA
Spirodela intermedia is the source of this 1490-nucleotide messenger RNA. Lineage: Eukaryota; Viridiplantae; Streptophyta; Magnoliopsida; Alismatales; Araceae. The record is from the annotation of a GenBank genome assembly.